CUGUACCUGAUACGAUAAUGACACAGUCAUGAUAUGAUUCGGUUAUGUGGGCAGAUUCCUUUACAUCUUACCAUUCGCUCUCAGAAAAUAUAUAACAUUAUGGAUUACCAGGAAUGUUUUUAAUUUAUGGGCCGUAACAUUUAUAGAUGUAAUUUAGGAAUUUGUUUUCCUUACUGUAAACGAAGACCAUUAAUCACAUAAUUUACCAAUAAAUCAUUGAAGAGGAAAAACCUACAUAUUUAUAUAUAUAGUUCAUGAGUGAUCAGACUACAAUAAACAACAGUAGUACGCAAUUUAUUUCGAUGGGGACUGAACCGUAAUAUCAUAAAAUCGUGAAGGUGUGAUAUUUCGUUCUUGUUUUAAUUUCAAUGAUACAUCUUGAAAACUGGUUUGCCUUUUAUAUAAAAACGAAGAAGAAAAUUGCACAACACGCUCAGAUUGAAAUUACAAAGUAAUAUUUAAUGAUAUACCAGUUUAAUCUUCCAUCAUAUUGUUUGAAGUCUUAUUAAUAAAGUAGGAAUAGAAAAAAAUUAAAAAUGGUGAUACCCUUGAUAUCUAAUACAGUAUCUGAAGGUAAUAAUGAUAAUGCUUCAGCAAUCAAAGAUGUAAAUGAAGAAACAAUUGAAUUGGCUGAAGACAUAAAAAAACAAGAGCCACAAAGUGAACAAAAAGAACCAAUUGAACAAGCGCAAAAGGCAGAAUCAGUUAAAUUGAUUGAAAGCGAAAUAAAAGAAGAGAUACGGAGUGAUAUAACACAACAAACUGAACAAGAAGAAAGUGCAAAAGAGGAACAAAUUGAAUUAGCUGAAAGCGUUCAAGAACGAACAGUUACAACGAAAUAUGAUCUCGGUAGUUUUCUUUGUGAUUUUAUUUGUUGCUGUUGUUCAGGCUAUCAAGAAGGAGAUCUGGAUGUGGCCAACGUAGACGUACAAUCAGAGCCCGUUUUUUACCGAGGUUUGAUGGAAAGAAGAGAUCGAUAUAGUAAUGAGGCACCCGUUAAUGAAGUUGACACUUGUAAUGGAAACGAUCACGGCGAUGGCAGCCACAUUGCAUAGGUACUCCAUCGAAAUCCGUUCGGUAGUUAUUCAGUUUAUGGCGUUCAGACAGAUGGGACGGGGAACUAGUUUUAUAAUAUGUAAGGAGAACUAAGUCGUAUUUUCACUUAUAAUUAGCACGUGCUCAAAAUAGUAACUACUUUAAUCUUAUAUAUUAUGAAACUCACAUCGUACCUUGUAGUAUGAGAGUUUAAACUUUGAAUACUGAUCUGUCUAUGUUAAUGGGGUCUAUUUACACGCAAAAUUUGUUAUACCAAGUAUAUUCGAGGAAUCAAUGUGUAAUAGGUACUUUGCAAAGUCCAAAGACAAUGCCCCUAAUUAUGUAACACAUUAUAUUAAUUUUAUCUAUCGUAGAAUAGUACAAUACCGCUUAAUUAGCAUUGGUAAAUACCGCGUAUGUGUGAAAAAAAACUAUCCGUCUAACCUAGAACAAUACUCUAUCUAUCUAACAUAGUGCUAUAAAUUAGAAUGAGUAUUCAUACAGUCAAUAUUUUAUGUGGUCAUAACAAGAUAGUAUGAUCGAGUACACUCGAUUUCAAAAAUCCUCAUAAUACUUUACCAGCCCCGUUUUCAAAAAUCAUAAUACUUUACCAAAUCAUUGCAAAUGAUGUGGAAUGGGUUUAUGCGUCUGCGAGGCAAUGGUAUUGCAUCUGUACCUAACUCUAAAAGCACUGCCAUUUUGAAAAUAGCUGAUUUUUUGCUGUAGUACGUCUUGGCAGUGGCCAAUUUAUUGAUUCAAUGAACUAAACUUUUUUUUAUAAAAUAAAUUUAAAGUAAAUUGCAUUGUUUUUAACUAUAGCAGCAACAUACCUAAUCUGUUCGACAUUGGAUUAGUAUUGGUAAAUUUUAUUGUUUCUUGCCAUUUGUCAUAUUUUCAAAAUUUUUUACUGAAAACACAGGUGAAGUGUUCCAAUCAUGGCUCACCGCUUACCACAUAUUUCUAAAACAAGCGAUAAUCAUCCGACUUAUUGAAUUAUUGUUGCCAAAUAAUUAUUAUGCUAUAUAUCAAAUAUCUGAUAUUUUCAAUUCAGUAAGUUAAGCUGCCCCAGAACCGGGGCAAUUUCUACACUAGCCGUUGCUAGCAAUCAUUACUCAUUAGUAUAUUUUGAAGAUCUCUUGCCGUAGCGACGAGAUUACGUAAAGCAAUGUUACCAAUGUAGCGAUCAAAAAAAGAAAAAUACUCAAGAGACUCUGAAUAUCUAUGUUUUUCUGUGAUUAAAAACGUAAAGAAAAUUCAA
This is a messenger RNA of Manduca sexta (tobacco hornworm), 2293 nucleotides long. RefSeq lists its product as uncharacterized. Lineage: Eukaryota; Metazoa; Arthropoda; Insecta; Lepidoptera; Sphingidae. The coding region runs from base 537 to 1055 and encodes 172 amino acids. The transcript is spliced from 2 exons. The record is from RefSeq and is a predicted model, not a curated record.